Molecule: messenger RNA, 2439 nt
Organism: Corticium candelabrum
Lineage: Eukaryota; Metazoa; Porifera; Homoscleromorpha; Homosclerophorida; Plakinidae
Product: NXPE family member 3-like
Exons: 3
Coding region: 396-2147 (583 amino acids)
Source: RefSeq, a predicted model, not a curated record
AAUCUGCUGGGUCACACAUUAGUUAGACAUAAGCUAAUUGAGUUUGUGACGUAGUGGUAUUUAGUCACGUGGGUAGUAUUUAGUCACGUGGGUAGUAUUUAGUCACGUGGGGUGCCAAGGCUAGAACGUGUGACACCAAGUGAAGUAGAUGUAGACAUGGUGAGUCAAGCUAUGACGUAGGGAAGGCUGAAAGUGUCAUACCGAACCGGACACUGACAGGUUUACGUGAGUCUGGGACAAGGCCAUAAUACAACAGAUUCUAGAAUUGUGCUAUCCGAACAACGUGUCUGUGUGUGAUCAUCAAAGAGACUUCACAGUACUGCUCAAAUACUUUGCUGUGAUCAAGCUUUUGGCCAGAGACACGCUUGUCCGCAUUUGGACCAGCUGACCCUACAAUGCUCUCCAACAUUCGUCUCUCAAUGUUUCUGUUGACAGUUUCAAGUUUGGUAGUAAUCAUUGUUAUGGCUAAAUUUUUUGAAUCAACCUUGUUUCACCAACCGAUAUUUGAAGGGCGGACUGUUUACGUGAAUGACCACAGGGAAAUCGUCUACCCAGACUGGUUGUUGCCCAGAAGGCAAACCAUACCAGGUUCUUUUGAAAAUAGUCGAGCAGAGACAAGAGACCUCACGUCUGCUGCUACAUCGUCGUCGUGGCGUGUUUUGACCAGUGAGAUUGUUGUAGGCAGACCUUUUAACGUCAUUUUAACCUCUCGUGAUUGGCAAGGAAAUGUCAAGAGAGAGGGUGGAGAUUACUAUCGUGCUGUUUUAUAUGGAAACGCCGGCAAUGACACCGACCCGAAGCCACUGAGCACUCUGGGAGAAGUGACUGAUCUUUUGAAUGGAUCCUAUCUUAUCACAUUUGUACCGGCCUGGAGCGGACGAGCUGAUAUUAGGGUUGAGUUGUGGUUGGCAAGCAACACUGUAACGUCUGUGAAGAGCGCUGUAAAGCCCAACUACAUUUUCUUGUGUGUUUUCAAUGACGACUAUGGCAUCAGGGCUGACUAUCUCGGUCCGCAUAGUCGACAAAGUGUCAUGCAGAUACUGGAAGACGAGCAUGAGUACGAGGACGGGAGAGCGAGUGGUUUGGCAUUAGUAUGUUACAUGUCAUGGUAUGGUAUUCGAUAUGGAGACGUCAGUAACAAGAAGUCAUCGUGCCGCAUGAAGUUUCCUGCGAGUUAUAAACAGCGCUGGCACGGAACUUGUGUUGGUCCUCGCUCUCUCGGUUUGUCUGGGAAUUGUGGCUCCCUCAAGUGGUGUGUUUAUCAUAAUAGCAUGGCAGGAAGCAAUGCUCGUCAAAAGUACAUUGCCAGUCUUGAAACGGGUCCCGUAUAUGGCGACGUCGACUCGGUGACAGUUUCGGAGGCAGUAUACGACUACUGGACCACUUUUGGUAGUAGGGCAUGUCGACCACGGGCGGUAGUCCGAGCACAGGGCUAUUGGUUCGGUACGGAAUGGAUCAAUAGUCAGUGCUCUUUCUAUUGCAACAGCAAGAAGGAAUGGUGGAGAUGUUUAUCAAACAGAGAGCUCUACUUUAUUGGCGAUUCCACUAUCAGACAGCUUCACUUUCUACUUUUAUCAAGCUUGGGCAUAGCCAUUCCAAAAUCUCAGUAUGUCCCGGAAGAAUUGGAGAACAUGUACUUAGAGUAUUACAAUGCCACGAUUCGGUUCAGAAUGCAUGGUCCCCCUUUGUUGACGUCAAUGACCAUCAACUUUAAUUUGGCCACCUUCUCAGCUGAUGUCAUCGACCAAAUUCCAGGAAACGGAAACGAGAUUUUGGUCUUGAGUUGCGUCCAUCAUUUUAUUUCGAUGUCUCCUAAAGGAUUUGAAAUGCGCUUGCAGCAGAUCAUCGACGCCAUACGUCGCUUGAAGAAGAGAAGAAUGGGCAGAGCGAUUCCAAUCGUCGUUCGCACCGCCAAUUUCCGAGAAUUUGAUUCAUUGCGAGUUAACUGUUAUCGCGUCAAGUGGUACAAUGAGAUUUUAGCUAGAGCGUUUGUGAACGCAAAUCUCGGCGUCGUUGUCUAUGACGUGUUUGAUAUGACUGCAGCUGGUCGAUACCCUCAUUUGGUUCAUCAACCCAAGUACGUCAUGUCUGCGGAGAUGUCCCACAUUCUCAGCUUGGUCUGUUACAAAAGGUUUAGACACAGAUGAAUGACUUUCUGAUCGAUUUUAGGUUUGUACGUAAUGUUAGCUCUGUUAGUCUAAUUAGUAUACGUAUAGCUUGAUUAUAGAUAUAUACAGCUAUGCGAACUGAUUUAAUUAAAGAAUAUACAUAAAAUUGCGUUUACACUGUAUUUUGUAUGCGGUUGACUGUGCAUGCAACGCACAGUGUAGUAUUGUUUGUUGCUCAAGUGUUUUUGAAUUAAUAGGUUUUUGUAACAACUUUUAAGUUUUGUCGUUAGGUUCUUUUGUUCUUCUUGGUCAGCGAAUCGUAUCUCUAUUU